Messenger RNA from Drosophila teissieri, 996 nucleotides. RefSeq lists its product as uncharacterized. Bases 76 to 972 code for a protein of 298 amino acids. Lineage: Eukaryota; Metazoa; Arthropoda; Insecta; Diptera; Drosophilidae. The record is from RefSeq and is a predicted model, not a curated record. The transcript has 4 exons.
UGUGUUUCAACUCAUUUUCUCCGCUCUAAAUAUACUGUUGGGGUUUUAAUUCACAUUUCAAAAGGGGUCCCCCGGAUGGCGUCGUCUAGCUCUGGUGCUAACAAUGUACCACCUCCAGUUCCACCGCGUCCUGUCAACUUGCCACGCCCCAGUAUGCUGCAGUCUGAACGGAAUGAAAGUCACAGAUCCUCCAGAUCCAGUUACAUAGUUUUGGUGUAUCUCCUAGUCGUGGUUAUACUACAGCUCGCCUUGGUUCAAUGGGAACUUGUGUCAUACUAUAAACCAUUGACAGAUCUCUUUUUGGGCAAGUACUGGAUAAGUGUAGCCUGCAUGCUGAUUUCAGCUCCACUUUUGGCCAUAUUCCUGCUUAUACGAGAAAUUCGAUAUUUACCAAUUCUCGGCUGGGUGCUCAUGUGCUUCAUUAUAGAGCUAAUGGUAAUUGGUGUUUGCACCUUGGCUGCUUACUGUCAUGCACUCAGCUUCUUGAUUUACUUCACCAUAACUGCAAUUCUGAUGAUCGUCUUUGUGCUAAUUGGAUCCUUAAUUCCCUGCGACUUAACUGCUAAUGUGGCUAUGUUGUUCAUAGUCGGCUUUCCGAUAUUUCUGUAUAGCAUAUAUCUUCUUAUGAUCUUCAUGAUGAUUGAUUCAGGCGACGGAUUUUUCAUCUCCUUCGCUGUAUUGGUUUUAAGUAUUGUCUGUAUGUUUACCAUGUACCAUGCCCAACUAAUUCGAGGUUGGCGAUAUGCAGAGCUAUAUACCACCGAUGGACUCUUUGCCGUGAUCGUCCUUUUCUGUCACUUUUGCAUUAUCCUGAUGCUUUUCUGCUUUUUGGAUUGGUCACAAGCUGAUACUGAUUCUUCUGAAUCUGAUACUACUGCAACCUCUAAUGAUUUUAUUCAAAGCGUGUCCGAUGAUUUCAAAAUGGGACUUUUAAGUACGGGCCAACAUUUUGAAGAUGUAAUAAAUCUUUGACUGCAGUUUCUUUAAGAAACCUAU